This is a messenger RNA of Gigantopelta aegis, 2515 nucleotides long. RefSeq names its product ectonucleoside triphosphate diphosphohydrolase 7-like. The record is from RefSeq and is a predicted model, not a curated record. Gene Ontology annotation, molecular function: nucleoside diphosphate phosphatase activity. Gene Ontology annotation, cellular component: membrane. Gene Ontology annotation, biological process: nucleoside diphosphate catabolic process. Bases 83 to 1927 code for a protein of 614 amino acids. The transcript is spliced from 10 exons. NCBI's taxonomy places the organism in Eukaryota, Metazoa, Mollusca, Gastropoda, Neomphalida, Peltospiridae.
UACCGGUUUUGUGGAAUUAUUAUAUAUUUUAAAUAUUUUUUUCUAUUAAAUAUGACAUGUGUUAUAUAAUUGCAUUUAUUUCAUGCGUGAUAAAAUAAUAAAUGGAAGCUGUUUCGGCUAUUUCCAAAACAUGGCAAGGAUCUAUUUUAUCUGGCCUUGUUCCAAGCUGAUUUUGUUGUCAAUAAGGAUGCGUGUGAUGGUCAUUCUUAUGACCAUCGGGCUCCUAAUGAUGUUUCUUAUGGCAACAACUUUUAGCGUAUCAAGAAUGUGGUCAAGCUCCGGAACCGAAGACAAUUCUAGAUACACAAACCCAGCAAGACGUCUUCACUACGGAAUUGUCAUUGACUGUGGAAGCAGUGGAAGCAGGGUUUAUGUUUAUUUCUGGCCACCACAUUCGGGGAAUCCCGGAGAACUAUUAAAUAUUCAACAGCUAAAAGAUAAAAAUGAUAAUCUUGUCAUGAAGAAGGUGACUCCAGGUAUUUCAGAACUUGACGAAAGGCCUCAUGAUGCCAGUGAACACAUUCGACCACUGUUGGAUUUUGCUUCUCAAUACAUUCCUAAAGAUCAGCACAAGGAAACAUCACUCUACAUCUUGGCAACAGCUGGUAUGAGAAUGAUUUCAAAACAUGCCCAACAAGCCAUACUUGAUGACUUGUUAAAAGAUAUUCCUAAGCUUUAUGAUUUCCCUGUGGUUGACAAUCAUUUUGAAGUGAUCAGUGGGAAGCUGGAAGGAGUGUAUGCAUGGAUAGCAGUCAACUAUGUACUGGACAAGUUUUCACAUGGAGCAUCUGACCAUUCUCUUGUUAGCGUGAAGCUGCCGGGUACUGAUGGAAAAACUCACAUCCGUCGACGGACAGUUGGAAUGAUUGACAUGGGAGGAGGAUCCGUCCAGAUUGCCUUUGAAGUCUUAAACGAGCAGCCCGACCUAUCGAAGCACCUACUGGCCGAGAUUAACCUGGGCUGUGAGGACUCUGAUCUCAAACACAACUACCUUGUCUACGUGACCACGUUUCUCGGUUACGGGGCCAACUCGGCCAGGGAGAGAUACGAGGAGUUACUGGUGAAAAAUGCGUACAAGACACAAGACAUUGCAAGUUUAUCCAAUAAUGUCACCAGACCCAUCACCGAUCCGUGUCUGCCUCUGAACAUGCCACUGAAGAGUAAAGAUGAACAAGACAGGCCACACUUUUUCAUUGGGUCGGGAGAUUUCAACACAUGCAAACAGUCCCUGACUGGGUUACUGAACCUGUCCGUUCCGUGUCAGAGAAUGCCCUGCUCGAUGAAUGGAGUCAGUCAGCCCGAUAUCGACUUCAGUCGGUCGUCCUUCUAUGGUUUCUCUGAAUUCUGGUACUCCAUGGAGGACGUAUUUAGACAGGGAGGAAGAUACGAUCAUGACAAGUUUGAACGAAGUGCUCAGACAUUUUGUAAAACUGACUGGUCCACACUACAGAAGUGGUAUGGACAAAAACUCUACCCAAAAGCUGAUGAAGCAAGAUUUAUAUACCAGUGUUUCAAGUCAGCCUGGAUGACGAUGGUUUUUCACAAAGGAUUUAACUUCCCUGAAUCCUACCAACACCUGCAGUCAGCUCAGCUGAUUAACAAUAAAGACAUUCAGUGGACACUCGGUGCCCUCAUAUACCGCACCAAAUAUAUACCAUUAAGGGAUAUUGAAAAACACCUCACCGUCACUCACACCGAGGGCACUCUUCAUCCAUGGUUCAGCGUGUUCUUCAACGAGUACCUCAUUCUGGUGUGCUUUGUCAUUGUCAUAGCGGCCAUCGUGCUCUACGUCCGACACUUGCGCCUGUGUCCCCGCAGCCAGGACCUGCCGACCGUUCCAUCCAUGUCCUGUCUGUUGAUAGACGAGGACCAGAUGGAACAAGGCAUCCGGACUACAGGCUACACGUACAGUGGCCGCCUCACUUGAUGCUGGCUUGUCUGUAGGAUUUUAUAGGAUUUCACAGCAUUUUAUAGGAUUUCGUAGGAUUCCAUGUUUUUCCUUAACAGAUUUCGAGAGCUAACAAGGAUGUGAUUUAAAAAAAAAAAAAAAAAUCCGGAAUAAACAGGAGAUUGCAGGAUAAAUGUACGGCAGUCGUCUCACUUGAUGCUGGCUUGUCUGUAGGAUUUUAUAGAAUUUCACAGCAUUUCAUAGGAUUUAGUAAAAUUCCAUGUCUGUCCUUUCAAGUUUUCAAGAGCUAAUAAGGAUGUGAUUUAAACAAAUUCAAGAAAAAUUCCGGAAUUUUAUCUGAUUUCAGCUGUUUUAUUUUGCAUAAACAGGAGAUUGCCGGGUAAACAUACAGUUGCUAGCUCACAUAACACUGGUUUCAGCAUUUUUUGUUUUUUGUUUUUUUUGUUGAUGCUUAAAAUAGUCUUACAAAGUUGUCUAAAAGGGUGGACGAUGACCUUUAUUUAUGUAUGGUCAGGGCUUCUAGAUUAUUGUAGCUGCACUCCCAUGGCUAGUGAUAUUCAAUGUUGGGCAAAGUAUAUAACUACUAUUGCCAUGCCCGAUGGCUAG